AUGCACUUGAUUAGUUCUCGGGAUAAUCAUGGUGCGCAGUUCGCGGAACCUCACGGCGACGGACAAACACUGCAGACGGUGGUCGAGAGCGACACCGCGACACCACGUGGCCUGUCGAGCCCCGCGCCCAGCGUGCAGCGGCUGACGUUGCGCUCGCUGGCGGCGCACGACACAGCGUCUACGGCGAGUGCGCGGGAGCAAGCCUCGGACGUGCUGUUACCAGUGUCAGUCGGGGCUGAGCCUCUAGCCCCCUGGUCGUCACCGGGGAAGCGUUCGCGCGAGCAGAUUCGUUCCGGCAGUGUUUGGAUUCCCAAGAAACGUGGCGCAGGUCGCUGCAACUGGGGAACACUGGAUGAAAUCUGUCGCGAGUCAGCGCGCAGCCACGGGGACUGGUGCCAGGCAGCGCUGGAUCAACGGGAUCUGAACUACGCAGAUGAUAAUGAUGAGGAGUACGUGCUCGAGGAGAUUCCGGUCAUGUGCGACACAGCUCUGGCCUCACACGCGACUUCUGAUGCGCGCGCUUGGCAGCCGAAUGGGGAAACUGACACGCUCGGCUACUCAUACACCGCGCAGAGCGGUUCACUCAUCACGAAUGCAAACUCAUCAUGGGAGCUGGAUGAGCUCGACUGGAAAAACCGAGACGCUGCCGAUGCGGCCUGGGAAGAGAAUGGCUGUUCCUACGGGACGCGUUGCUCGAACCUGUACCUUUCCCAGUGA
Molecule: messenger RNA, 717 nt
Organism: Cyanidioschyzon merolae strain 10D
Lineage: Eukaryota; Rhodophyta; Bangiophyceae; Cyanidiales; Cyanidiaceae
Exons: 1
Coding region: 1-717 (238 amino acids)
Source: RefSeq, a predicted model, not a curated record